AUGCUGGCCGACAAUGCCAUCAACGCAGAUGCCAGUCUUCAGGUAUACUCGGUGGACACACUCUACGCUGACGAAGGUGACCAAGCCCGGUGGUGGUCCCUGGUCAACAACUUUGAGUCCGCUGGCCUAAAAAUGGGUGAUGCUGUCCGAGUGAGUGGUCUCAACCCAGAAGGAUUUCUGAAAGUACUGCAGAGCGGUGGCAAUGCCGAGGAUAAAUUUCUUCCGGCAUUCAUGCUGCAGGAGGAAGUUAUUCGGUUGGCUUAA
Molecule: messenger RNA, 264 nt
Organism: Dibothriocephalus latus
Lineage: Eukaryota; Metazoa; Platyhelminthes; Cestoda; Diphyllobothriidea; Diphyllobothriidae
Source: the annotation of a GenBank genome assembly